This is a messenger RNA of Pyricularia oryzae 70-15, 3831 nucleotides long. RefSeq lists its product as uncharacterized. The transcript has 5 exons. Lineage: Eukaryota; Fungi; Ascomycota; Sordariomycetes; Magnaporthales; Pyriculariaceae. The coding region runs from base 995 to 3586 and encodes 863 amino acids. Gene Ontology annotation, molecular function: protein binding. The record is from RefSeq and is a predicted model, not a curated record.
UUUGUCGCAAGGAGUUUUACUGUCACAGUACCUUUAUGUAUGUACCUCAGUUAGGCGAAACUUUUCUCUACCAGAAAUCUUGAUACUUUCUCCAGGUUACACAUUUAACACAUGCCCUCUAAUUUAUCACUGUACUGCUCGGUUGUAGUCAUUUUCCUGUCGCCCACGUCAAGAGAAACCCUAUUAUACUUCGCGUGUUCCCCGGCAUUCCCUAAUAUGCAUGGCGUGGCUUGGGGUGCGCAUAUUUAGAGCUUUAAUUUUUUCGUAACAAAUGAGCAACCAUUUUCUUACCACUCGAGUACACCAUCCGGUCCUUAGGUAAGGCGGAUGGUCCCAGGUAGUGUGCUCGUACCAUUCUUUUGUUCAGCCUGAACAUUUACGUCAAGUGCAGGCAAACGCUUUGCCUCGCCUCACGUUGGCAACAUGUGCUAUGGCCCUAUGGGCGAAUGAGAGCCAGCAUUGGCCUAACUUACUUUGUAUUAUCCCCUGCACUUUUGUCACAACGCAUUGCCUUUGUUCAUUCAAUUUUGCCUUAGUUACUUGUUUUACCGAAUCUUCAACAACCAAAGUCUGUGAUCGCAGACACCAAGCACUGCGCCAACGGGAGAACCUCGCUAGCCAGUGGACACUAGCAUUGUGGAUUCAAGUCAAGUUAAUUUCGGCCCACCGUAUGCAAUAAAGUCCAUUCUGCCGCUUGCCGUACUGUGAUUACGUCGUAUUGUAGCGCAGGCGGAAUCCCGCGUUCCCCACGUUCAGCCAGACAACCAAACGGCUGGAAUCGACAUCACCACAACCUCACAUUGAAGUGACAUAACACACCGAUCGGCUGCUGUACGUGCCAACCGGGCGUGACAUCUGCGCAACGACGCAGGUAUCAUUUUUUUUUUUCAGCUGGAAGAACUUGAGUUCCCUACGCGUUGGUCAAACACCGAACUGCGUCGAUCGAAAUCAGAAAUCGUUUUGCAACCAAACAUCGUCGGCGGCGCCAACGAGCAUGGCCGUGACGGAGAGCACCCCCCUAUGUGCGACGGAAACCCUCAUUUCGAAACGAAAGCGACGCCAUUACCGCACUUCAGUCGUUCCGAUACAUUGGCAGCUUCGGUCAUUAAUCGGUAGUGGCCGCGAUGGGGUCGUCUAUUUCGCCACUGGUAAUGGCAACCUCCACCUACAAAGGCUAGACACCAAGUCUCUUGAGACCGAAACUAUACAGCUUCUGUCAUUCUCCCCUCGUUGUCUCGUGGCUCAAAAUGGAUGGGUUUGCUGUGGUGGGGAGACGGGGGAGUUCGUUGCGGUUCAGGUCGAACCUCAAACCGCUACUCGCAGAGGCUCCUUGCCUGGUCGAAAUUCUCCCCCUAUAUCUUUCCCCGCGGGCAGAUCCGAUGCAUCGAUGAUACCAUUUCCACGCUCCCACCUGAUUGCGCCUAUGCCACGGAAUAAGGUUUUCGGCAAAGAGCGCGUCAACUGUAUAACCCUAUGGUUCCCGCCAAACUAUGUGCAACCGCACGAACGUGCUUACAAGUCGCCGGUUGCUGUGUUAGCAAACAACGAUAAGCACGUCACCAUUGUCGAUCUUCAAACCAUGGACAGUAUCGACAAUUUAGAAUACCCAGACUGUGUGAACCGGGCACUCAUCUCUCCUGACGGACAUCUCCUCGUUGCAGUCGGUGACGACCCAUAUCUCUAUGUUCAUGAGCGUGCCGACACGCCUGACACCAGCCUUGGGGGUGAUGUAUCGAUGGAGCGAUCCAUAAGUUCUUGGCAGCUAGUGCAAAAGGUCCAUUUGAAAAGCCAGCGGAAGCAUGACAAAUCAGAUCACCGCGGUAGCUUUGCGGCUUGCUUCUCUAACACAGGCUCUUAUCUCGCAGUAGGGACACAGUAUGGCAUGAUCUCUAUUUUUGAAACAUCUGCCAUAUUGGAACAUGGGGAGGACGCGCUUCGCGCUUACUUUCCGUCUUCAAGGCCAGCAGUUGACAAUGCCUCUCCUCAUGACCCUCUUUCGGCCCUGGGUGCAGUGCGGGAGAUGGCAUUUUCCCCCGGCCCACAUGACAUUUUGGCAUGGUCGGAAGACCGCGGCCGCGCGGGGGUCGCGGACUUGCGUUCCGGAUUCGCUACACGUCAAAUACUCUAUCUCAAUGGAGAAGACAAGGCAACAGAGCAUUUGGAUAUAGCUGACAAGAGCGUCAUUGACCCAAGAAGAUUGGACACUCAUACGUCCCGAUCUGGCACAGCGGCUGGGGAUCUACUAAGAACAAUUGACACUUCGGAUUCUGGAGGCCAGCGUACUCGUCAAGAGGACAGUUACCAAAGUCCGCUGACUGGAGAAGAAACCCAGGUUCUAGAGGCGCUGCAAGAGCACAGGCGACGGAGAGAGCAACGAGCGGCAGCGGCCCGAGAAUUAAUGAGGCAUCGAUACAGUUCGACAACUACAGCCCCAUAUUUGGCCAGGGCAGCCGCAGCGACUGGGGCGGAGUCGAGGCCGACAGCACCACCGCCGCCAGCCCAGUUGAUUGAUAGUGAGAGAGAACGGGAAGCAGAACGUAACAUGGCCAGGGCGCGAAGGCCUGCACUACCGCCGGCGCCUGCCCAGUCGACCGACAGUGAAAGAGCGCGCUGGGAAUCGGAGCGUCGCGAUGCGUUGGCGGACUUUUUGAUUAGCGAGGCCGCUAAUCGUAUCGAGGACCCGUCGCGUAUUGCAGGGCAGACAUUGAGCCCCGCCACUAGGAUGUAUAUGCGAGUACAGGAGAGGAAUGCGCGCGAGGAGCGCCUUUCGCGACAAAGGAGAGCACAGGAAGGGCGGCCGGCACGCAACGAGGGUGCAGCAUCGCAAGGUCAGGAACAAGAGGCCAGACGAACUGGUGACUUUGCGGGCCAAAGGCGAGAGCAGAACGUUGACGCACACAGAGAGCUUGUCCAGCGGUUUCUCCGCGACAAUGAGGAGGAAACGUCAUCCUCAAGCGCCACUACGGAGCGCUAUUGGACGGAACGGUAUCGAGCCAGUGUGGGGACGGCUGCAGACUCAAACGCAGCCUCUAGAGUCGAACCUGGGACAACACAAACCAGGGUUUCGACAACACAGUCUGAUUCGGCGCGAGAUCCCGACUGGAUGGCGGGACUCACUUUACCAAUUCAGCUUCCAGCGCGUCGUUCAAAUAUUGCUACCCGUACGACUACUGGGACUGACAACACGGGUGGCAAUGCGCGAAUAAGCAGCUGGGGUGAAUUGGGAGCUCUUUACGGGGCAAUGUCUAACAUUGCUGUUUCCAAUCAUCCCCUUGGUGGAAGCGAACUUCCUAUCUAUAUGAACGAAACGACCGCGGAGCCUCGGCAGACUUCGAGCAACGUGGCAACCAUUGCGUCACUGAGGGAUCAUGCGCUGAGGGACCACGAGGCGGCGUGGUUUUCGUUGUUGAGGCAGGUUGGGAUGCACACGAACAGAGCCACUACCAGGACGGCGGGCGACGAAACUGCCGGAUUGACCUGGAGUGACGACGGAUCGAUUUUAUACGUCGGUGCCGUAGACGGCAUAUAUGAGUUCCACGUGGACAUCCAUUCACGCAAGUUUAAUCCUAGCAUUCAACUGCGCUGAAAGAUCCCCCGCUGCGCUCUUGUGCAGCACCAAGAAACGAGGAAACGAAUAGUUUUUUUUUUUUUUUUACGGCAAGAGGUCUUUUUCUUUUUCUCUUAUGAGUGUGAUAUUAUACCCUAAAAGUACAACCAUCAUAUUGCAGCGUUAUAUGAAUUUACUUAUUGCAUGUAUUGUAGUUAUUUCAUCAUUAAAUUGUAUUUUAAAGUAGCAGAUAGGUAGAAUAGGAAUCCUCAAGUUGAAAUCGG